Molecule: messenger RNA, 1629 nt
Organism: Closterium sp. Yama58-4
Lineage: Eukaryota; Viridiplantae; Streptophyta; Zygnematophyceae; Desmidiales; Closteriaceae
Source: the annotation of a GenBank genome assembly
AUGCUGGAGUCGCUUAGACUUCCCGCUCUGCACGUGGAGGUUCCCCUAGCGGGGUCAGGGCAUCAUCUCUCGGCAUUAUCGCAUUCGUUACAAUGCCGUCGCGAUGGUUGCGUUCCUGUAGCUGCUACUGGUGCAGGACGCUCUGGUAAGGAUCCAGCGACCGUUAGGGACACCGGCAGCAAUUUGACGGAUUCCAUACUUGGCCGAGAGACGGAAAACGUUCGCGAUUUGUUCAAUUUCGGACGGGAAUUAGGAAGAGGUCAAUUCGGCGUGACUUACAUAUGCACGGAGAAGCGUACGGGUUUACAGUACGCGUGUAAACUUAUAUCGAAGAAACAGCUUAUAACGAGCAGCGACGUGGAAGACAUCAAGAGAGAAAUCGCCAUUCUACACCUCUUAUCGGAUCACCCGAAUGUGAUUAAUCUGAAAGGUGCUUAUGAGGACGAUUCUGCAGUGUAUAUAAUCAUGGAGCUCUGUACAGGCGGCGAGUUAUUCGAUCAUAUAAUAGCGAGAGGACACUACAGCGAGCGCGCAGCAGCGGAGGUCCUCCGUGUGAUUGUAUCGGUUGUGAGGUACUGCCAUGCCAACUACGUGAUUCACAGGGACUUAAAGCCCGAGAACUUUCUUGUAUCGAGCGACGAGGAGGGCGCGCCUCUUAAAGCCGUCGACUUUGGCCUGUCCGCCUUCUAUAGGCCAGGCAAUCCGCUGCACACUGUAGCGGGCAGUGCGUUCUACAUGGCGCCAGAGGUCAUCCGAGGCAGCUACGGGCCAGACGCGGACCUGUGGAGCGUGGGGGUCGUGCUCUACAUUCUGCUCUCGGGGUCUCCGCCCUUCUGGGCAGAGACAGACGAGGGGAUAUUUGAGGAGAUUCUGUGGGGCCACGUGGACCAAUCAGAGGAGCCGUGGCCGCAGGUGUCAACAGAGGCGAAGCAGCUGGUGCUGAGUCUGCUGCAGCAGCAGCCGGAGAGACGGCCCACUGCAGCACAGCUCAUGGAGCAUCCGUGGGUGAGGGAGGGUGGAGUGGCGGCCGACACGCCUCUAGCCCCAGCAGUCAUCACGCGGUUGAAGCGCUUUGCAGCCAUGAACCGACUCAAGCGCCUCACCCUGAAACUCAUCUCCUCGCACGUGACUGAUGCUGAGGCCAUGGGGUUGAGAGAGAUGUUUGAAGCCAUGGAUGGGGAUGGCAGUGGGACGAUUUCAUUGGCUGAGCUCAGGGAUGGGGUUGAGAGGCUCGGGGAUACCGUGCCUAAGGAGCAGCUUCGGCAAAUGAUGGCAGCGGCUGACGUAGACAGCAGUGGCAGCAUUGACUAUAACGAGUUUCUGGCAGCAACCAUGCGCGUCAGCAGGGAGACCAGGGAGGCUCACCUACAACAGGCGUUUGCCCACUUUGACACCGAUGGGAAUGGGUUCAUUACAGGAGAUGAGUUGCGCAGUGCACUGGAGAGGGAAGCUGGGAGUGCUGGGGUUGGCGAGGCGGAGAUGGAGAGAAUCUUUGCUGACGUGGACUCUGAUAAGAACGGCAAGAUUGACUUCUCUGAAUUCAGUGCCAUGAUGGAAGAAACGACAACCCAGAUGGAGCAAACCACAAGACUCAGAGCGGGGCCUUUAACCACCAACACCUCUGGUUAA